Caenorhabditis remanei is the source of this 870-nucleotide messenger RNA. RefSeq lists its product as uncharacterized. The record is from RefSeq and is a predicted model, not a curated record. Lineage: Eukaryota; Metazoa; Nematoda; Chromadorea; Rhabditida; Rhabditidae. The transcript is spliced from 5 exons. Gene Ontology annotation, cellular component: transcription factor TFIIE complex. Gene Ontology annotation, biological process: transcription initiation at RNA polymerase II promoter. The coding region runs from base 1 to 870 and encodes 289 amino acids.
AUGGAUCCGGAGUUACUGAGACAACAAAAAGCAUUCCAGAAACAUGCUGCAACAACAGUGGCUGUUCAAAACAAACCGUCGGCAUCGUCAAAUUCACAUACAACAUACUCCUCGGAAGCAGCAAAAGCUAAAAAGAAGAAGAGCUCAGGACCAUCGCAAAAUUUGUCAAAACUUCCGGAUUUCGAUAACUUCACCAGUAAUUCGAAUGCUCUGUCAAAUGCGACAAACUUCAGUACAAUGGCAAAAAUUGUUGAUUACAUGAAGAAACGACAUUUAAAUCAGCAGCAAUGGCCUCUGACUCUUCAAGAAAUGCUUGAUGAGCUUCAAAUUUACGAUCUUUCGAAAAGAAGUCUCGCCUUUCUCCAUGAAGCUUUGCCCAACAAUCCACGUUUGAUUAUGGAGAACGACAAGUUCGCAUUCAGACCGCCAUACAAAAUCAAAGGAAAAACAUCGUUGGUGGCUGUCGCCAGAAAACAUUAUCAAGACGGAAAAGGCGGAAUUUUGGUGUCAGAUUUAGCUGAAUGCGUAGCGAAUUAUGAUGCAUUGUUGCAGCAAGUAGCACCCGAUGUGAUUGUUGUGCCAACUCAAGUCAAUAAGAAAAAAGAUCGGGUCGUGUUCUACAACGAUAAGGAUUUCACAUUUCCGGAGCUUGAAGACGAUUUUAAAGCAUUGUGGAGAAACGUUUCGGUAGAUCACUUGGAUGAGAAGAAGAUUGAAGAGUAUUUACAAAAGAAGGGUCUCGAUGCAAUGAAGGAUCUGACGCCGAAGGUUCGAAUGCAAGCGCCGCAGAAAAGAAAAGCAGCUAAAAGACGGCUCAACCAAAAAGUUCAAAACGAGCAUAUGGACGGAGUCUUGGAAGAUUACGAAUAA